Ziziphus jujuba (common jujube) is the source of this 1733-nucleotide messenger RNA. Its product is annotated as metal tolerance protein 9. The transcript is spliced from 6 exons. Gene Ontology annotation, biological process: transmembrane transport; monoatomic cation transport. Gene Ontology annotation, cellular component: membrane. The record is from RefSeq and is a predicted model, not a curated record. Bases 164 to 1450 code for a protein of 428 amino acids. Lineage: Eukaryota; Viridiplantae; Streptophyta; Magnoliopsida; Rosales; Rhamnaceae. Gene Ontology annotation, molecular function: monoatomic cation transmembrane transporter activity.
ACAGAUUUUUGAACAACUCCUAUUUUUUAUUUUUUUUAAUAAUUAUUUGUUUGCCUUCAAAAUACGCAUGAAAACCAGGCAUCAUCCAUGCUUCUUCUUCUUUUAAUGGUGUUUGGUAUUCCUUAUAUUAUUGUUUAUUUUCCCAAUUUUGCUUAUAUAUGCAAUGAGACCAUUGGAACAUUUUAUUUGCAAGUGUUGGGACCAAAACAGGCUGCUAGCUAACUCUCUUGUUGCAAAGAAAAUGGUGACAGAUCUUCGAACAGAUUCAUCAGAUUACCGGACAGAACUCUUGUCUCCUCCUCCGCCGGGGAAGAAGUCUCCAAUACCAUGUGACCAGCCCUCAUGGCGGCUCAAUAUCGAAGACUUCAAGGUGCCGGAAAUACACAUGAAUUCUCAUUUUGGCUUUCUGUAUCUCAUCAAGUCAUUAAGCAGGCAGAGGAAAAUUGUAGAGUAUUACAAGAAGCAGGAUAGGCUUAUGAAAGGAUACAAUGAAGUGGAUUCUUUUUCUGAAUUGGGCAUUCUGCCUGGAACUUUAACAGAGGAUGAAAUGAAGCAACUAGCAAAGAGUGAGAGGGUGGCAAUAUAUGCAUCAAACAUAGCAAAUAUGGUGCUGUUCGUGGCUAAAGUGUAUGCAUCUGUGGCAAGUAGAUCAUUGGCUGUGAUAGCUUCAACCUUGGAUUCUCUCUUAGACCUCUUAUCAGGAUUCAUCCUUUGGUUUACUGCUCAUGCCAUGAGGAAACCAAAUCUAUAUCAGUACCCCAUUGGCAAGAAUAGGAUGCAGCCUGUGGGAAUUAUUGUUUUUGCAUCAGUAAUGGCAACUCUUGGAUUACAGAUAUUAUUUGAAUCGGGUCGUGAACUUGUCGUUAAGGCUCAACCUGACAGGGACCCAGUGAAAGAGAAAUGGAUGAUAGGGAUUAUGGUUUCAGUCACAGCAGUGAAAUUUGUGCUCAUGGUCUACUGUAAAAGAUUCAAGAAUGAAAUUAUUCAAGCUUAUGCUCAAGAUCAUUUCUUUGAUGUCGUUACCAAUUCAAUUGGCCUUGCUGCUGCUGUUCUAGCCAUCAAAUUCUACUGGUGGAUUGAUCCUGUUGGAGCUAUUCUAAUAGCUGUGUAUACCAUCGGUAAUUGGGCGAACACGGUUAUGGAGAACGUAUGGUCGUUGAUUGGCCGGACAGCGCCGCCGGAGUAUUUAGCCAAGUUAACUUACCUGAUUUGGAAUCACCAUGAAGAAAUAAAGCACAUUAAGACAGUGAGGGCAUACACAUUUGGUUCUAACUAUUUUGUGGAGGUUGAAAUAAUUUUACCAGGGGAAAUGUCUCUUACUCAAGCACAUAAUAUUGGAGAAACACUUCAAGAUAAGCUUGAGAGUUUUGCUGGAGUUGAGAGAGCAUUUGUUCAUGUAGACUUUGAUAUCACUCAUAAAUCAGACCACACCCCUAAAGUUCCAAGAUGAUUUGUAUUUUAUAAGCAACAGUUAUUCAACUUUUGGGUAGUAGUUGUUGAUUGCGUAUCGUAUUAAGGGGUUGAUUAUUUAAAGAUUAUAUUAUGUCUUAAAACAAAAAAUAAAAGUUACUAGUUCCAUUGAAUCAAGUCAUAAUUAUAAAAUUAAUGCUUUUUUUGGGAGCUUGAUUGGAAUAUGUAUCUUUUGGUGUGAACUACAUACGGUACACGUUUGGGCUCUUUUUUAUGGUCUCUUUUCAGCUUCAAACUUAGGAUAGUCUUUUUUUAUUUUUCUU